AUGACACGGACAGAAGAAGCCACCGACCCCAUCACGCCCACCCUACACAACCCAUCCCAGUCCUACGCCGACCACACCAAGGAAUCAGGCAGUAGUGUCGCGGAGAAAAUCGCCGAGGCGAUGCAGCCGGGGGAUAACAAGAGCACGACGAGGUUGUUGUCGGAUACGCCGACGGGAAUGCGGGCUGGGGAGUGGGAGGCUUCCUUUGGAGACGGGGGUGGACGACGGGAUCGGGAGAAGGAGGAAGAGGGGAAGGGGAUGUUGCAGGCUGCGCAGGAGGCUGUUGCGAGGGCGUUGGGAGGUGGGUCGCGGGGGGCUAGUUGA
Molecule: messenger RNA, 324 nt
Organism: Aspergillus fischeri NRRL 181
Lineage: Eukaryota; Fungi; Ascomycota; Eurotiomycetes; Eurotiales; Aspergillaceae
Exons: 3
Coding region: 1-324 (107 amino acids)
Source: RefSeq, a predicted model, not a curated record